Molecule: messenger RNA, 435 nt
Organism: Nestor notabilis (Kea)
Lineage: Eukaryota; Metazoa; Chordata; Aves; Psittaciformes; Psittacidae
Gene: SEC61B
Product: Sec61 beta subunit
Exons: 2
Biological process (GO): intracellular protein transport
Cellular component (GO): Sec61 translocon complex
Source: RefSeq, a predicted model, not a curated record
GAAAAAUGCCAGCUGCGGGACGAGAAGUGCAGGCCGUGCCACAUCCACAGGCACUGGGGGGAUGUGGCGAUUCUACACUGAGGACUCUCCAGGGCUCAAAGUUGGGCCUGUUCCAGUUUUGGUCAUGAGUCUUCUUUUUAUUGCUUCUGUGUUUAUGCUGCACAUCUGGGGUAAAUACACUCGUUCAUAGACUCAGCUGCCAACUUAAAGCAUACAUCUUGGACCAAAAAUAUGGUGGAUCCUGGUUGUUGUUGGAGAAGGACUGGGGAAGCUUCCUAUCACCUGUUGAAGUCCUGUCAACUUUGGCUCUAAUACUGAAUUAAUUUCUCAUUCGCUAUUUGGACAGGUUUAAAGUUUGUCAUGGGUCAUUUUAUAUUUGUAUCUGUACGCUUAGAAUACAGGAAUUGCAAUAAAAGUUGUGUAUGGAAAUGGAAA